AAAUAAAUGUAAUCACCAGCAAAUAAAUUAAAAUGUUUGUUACCUGAUCAAGUUGUGUUUAGAUGUUAUGAUUACUGUCAAUUGGAAUCAACAAUAAAGAAUUGUUUUAUGCAUAAUCAUCUUGACAAUAACUGUACAACAUAAGUCUAAUCAGUUGAUGUUUGAAACCUAACAUUAAUCUCUUUCUCUCUUUUGUUCUUUUUGCUUUCUUUUCUCCUUCUCUCUCUCUCCUUUGUCAGAUCAAAUAGUGUUUUUAAUUAUUUUGUGAAAUCAGUUCUUCAACUGUGAAUCAUUUUUGGUUUCUUGUUGUUGUAUUGGAACAAUAAGUGUUUAACCCAACCGUUUGUUUUUUUCCUGUGUUUGAAUUGGUGUCUAAGAGGUUAUCCACAAUGGGAAGCUUAUUAAGAGGUGAAGAAAUGAAGCUUUGUCAACUGUUUUUACAAUCAGAGGCAGCUUAUUUUUGUAUUGCUGAAUUGGGUGAACUUGGUUUGGUUCAAUUUCGAGAUCUCAAUCCUGAUGUAUACUUAUUUCAUAGGAAAUUUAUUAGUGAAGUCAUGCGAUGCCAAGAAAUAGAAAGAAAGUUAAAUAUCCUUGAGAAGGAAAUUAAAAAAGAUGACAUACCCAUUUGUGAUAAAGGUGAUGUUCCUGAGACACCACCACCACGAGAGAUGAUUGAUCUGGAAGCUACAUCGGAAAAAAUGGACAAUGAAUUGAAGCAAGUUAAUUUCAAUAUGGAAGCAUUAAAGAAGACAUUUCUUGAGCUGUGUGAAUUUCGACAUAUUCUUGAGAAAACCCAACAAUUUUUCCUUGAGAUGCAAGGAACUGGAGUUGGUGAGGAUUGGACUCAGUUAGCGGGCGAUGACGCUUUAAAUCUUUCAAUUCAUUCCCACGUCAAAUUAAAUUUUGUAUCAGGUGUCAUUCGUCGAGAUCGAUUACAUGCAUUUGAAAGGAUGCUUUGGCGUGUCUGCAUGGGUAAUGUUUUCGUGCGUCAAGCAUUCAUUGAUGAUCCUCUGGAAGAUCCCAUUUCAGGAGAUUAUGAUUACAAAUCAGUAUUCAUCAUAUUUUUUCAAGGAGAACAACUAAUGACAAAGAUUAAGAAAAUUUGUGAAGGAUUCCGGGCCUCUCUCUAUCCAUGUCCUGAAUCAUCUGUAGCCAGAAAGGAUAUGAUUAACAAUUUGAAUUCAAGAGUAAACGAGCUGAAUAUUGUUCUUAAACAAACCACUGAACAUCGUUAUCGCGUAUUGGCUGCAGCUGCUAAACACCUUAAUACUUGGAAAACAAAAGUCAAAAAAAUCAAAGCAAUCUACAUGACACUCAAUUUAUUUAACCUAGACCUUACAAGGAAAUGUUUAAUCGCUGAAUGUUGGUGUCCAGUGAAUGAUUUAGAGAGAGUUCAUCUAGCUUUAAAUAGAGGAACAGAACGAGGUGGAUCCUCAGUGCCUUCAAUUUUAAAUUGCUUAGAGACUAAAGAAGAGCCUCCAACGUUUCAUCGCAACAACAAAUUCACCCAAGGCUUCCAAAAUUUGGUCAAUUCAUAUGGAGUUGCUUCUUACAGAGAACUGAAUCCUGCCAUAUUUACAAUAAUCACCUUUCCAUUUUUAUUUGCUAUUAUGUUUGGUGACGCGGGUCAUGGAGUACUGAUGAGUAUGUUUGCUGCAUGGAUGGUUCUUAAAGAAAAUCAAAUAAUAGCUGCAAAACCCCGAAAUGAAAUAUUCAACACUUUUUUCGGUGGAAGAUAUUUAAUUCUGCUUAUGGGCAUUUUUUCCAUUUACACUGGUCUUAUUUACAAUGACAUUUUCUCCAAAUCAUUCAACUUUUUUGGUUCAUCGUGGUUUGCAUCACCAAUUGCAAAAGGUGGUAUCUACGAAAAGAGCAUGCAAUUGGACCCUCAAAAAGAGUACACUGGGAUUCCUUAUUGGUUUGGUAUGGAUCCUAUCUGGCAAGUUUCGGAGAACAAGAUUUUAUUUCUCAAUUCAUAUAAAAUGAAACUUUCUGUUCUGCUUGGAGUAUCUCAGAUGAUUUUUGGUGUUGUUCUCAGUUUAUAUAAUCAUAGAUUCUUUGGUAGAACGCUCAACAUUUACAGUGAAUUUCUUCCUCAACUCAUUUUUCUAGUUUCAAUCUUUGGUUACCUCAACAUUCUAAUCUUAGCUAAAUGGAUAUUUUACGAUUCUUCCGUAGCACACUGUGCACCAUCAGUUUUGAUUACACUUAUAAACAUGUUCCUUAAUAAAUAUCCUGACUCUCCUUGUAAUUUGCUUCCAAUGUAUUGGGGGCAAAGAUUUUUCCAGACAGUUUUACUUAUCACUGCCAUUGUAUGUAUUCCAUGGAUGCUUUGUGUAAAACCCUAUUUUUUGAAGAAACAACAAGAUUCCAAAGAUACCAAGAACAAGCUAAAGAUUAUCCAACCACCAGUCACCUUUAACAACAAUCAAAAUGCGGGAGAAAGUGAAGUUGGUAUUCCUAUGGAAAAUUUUAGCGAAUUAUUCAAAGACCAGGAAAAAGUUGCGGUAAAUGUUGAAAACAACGAAAGUGAUAAAGAAUUUGAUCUUAGUGAAAUUAUAAUUCAUCAAAUAAUUCAUACAAUCGAAUCUGUUCUUGGUUCGAUCUCUCAUACAGCUUCAUAUCUUCGACUAUGGGCUUUAAGCUUGGCACACGCUCAACUGAGUGAAGUUUUGUGGACCAUGGUUUUACAAAAGGGUUUAACCUUGGGUGAAAAAACUUUUGGAGGUUUCAUCAUGUUUUUUGCUUUUGGUAUUUGGGCAUGUCUAACAGUUGCUGUUCUGCUGUUGAUGGAAGGGUUAAGUGCUUUUCUCCAUGCCUUGAGAUUACAUUGGAUUGAAUUUCAAAGCAAAUUUUACUCUGGAACUGGUUACUUAUUUCAACCAUUUUCAUUUGAAGUAAUUCUUAAACAAGAAUUUGAAGAACUCGUUUGAUUUGGUUUACCUAAAUGAUCCUCAAAAAUCAUAACCGUAGUCUAAAUAGUCUGCUGAGUCUUGCUGUUUGUUGCCACCAUAUCAUCAAGUAACAUGAGUUAGUCAGCUGUUUGAAGCAAUAUGUAAACAUUUGCUAGUUACUAACAAUCAUCUCCAGGUACCAAUUUACGUGACAAUAAUUUUGUGCUUUAUGUGACUUUAAAGUGUGUAUUAAUUUUCUACUUAAUGUUACUAAAAUUCAAUUACAAUUAGAGUUUUUCCUAUUCUCCAAAGAUUUAAAAUAUAAUUUUGGACUCACUUGUUCUCUUGUCUUCACGUGACUCUUGUUUCCUUUGAUUAAAUUGGUGAUCACCUUAAUCAACAUCUUUGCCAACAAAAAAAACUCAUCAAUUUUCCCGGUUACCAGUUAUUUAUACUCAAAUGAUCAUUAAGUGUCUCAAUUUCUUUACCCUGUGAUUCUCCAUCGGCAAAUGUGAAAUAAUAUUAUGGAUUUUAACUGAAA
Messenger RNA from Tetranychus urticae (two-spotted spider mite), 3435 nucleotides. RefSeq names its product V-type proton ATPase 116 kDa subunit a 1. The record is from RefSeq and is a predicted model, not a curated record. Gene Ontology annotation, biological process: proton transmembrane transport; vacuolar acidification. Gene Ontology annotation, cellular component: plasma membrane; vacuolar proton-transporting V-type ATPase complex; vacuolar proton-transporting V-type ATPase, V0 domain. Gene Ontology annotation, molecular function: ATPase binding; proton-transporting ATPase activity, rotational mechanism. Lineage: Eukaryota; Metazoa; Arthropoda; Arachnida; Trombidiformes; Tetranychidae.